Sphaeramia orbicularis (orbiculate cardinalfish) is the source of this 873-nucleotide messenger RNA. It is a transcript of the gene cidea, whose product is annotated as cell death inducing DFFA like effector a. The transcript is spliced from 5 exons. Gene Ontology annotation, biological process: regulation of apoptotic process; apoptotic process. Bases 69 to 704 code for a protein of 211 amino acids. The record is from RefSeq and is a predicted model, not a curated record. Lineage: Eukaryota; Metazoa; Chordata; Actinopteri; Kurtiformes; Apogonidae.
UCCGGGUCAGAGCGGGUUCCGUGAACUCAUCUGUGAGGCGUUCACUGACUGCUGUGUGGGACAGACGGAUGGCGCUGCAGUCUGGGGUCACGUACAUGCGCACUUUCCUUCCGGAGACUCUGCAGAGGUCGCUGUCCUCCGUCCACGCCUCCGUCCGUCACAUCCUGCCGUCCGCUCAGCCGCGAUGCUUUAAGGUGUGCACCCAGAGCCGCAGGAGGAGGCGGAGCCUGACGGCGUCAACCAGGGAUGAGCUGCUGGAGCAGGCGGUGAAGGCGUUCUCCCCGUCCUCUCGGGUUCUGACUCUGGUCCUGGAGGAAGACGGGACCGAGGUGGACUCUGAGGACUUCUUCCAGUCUCUGCCCGUCUCCACGGCCCUCAUGGUCCUGGAGAAGAGUCAGGACUGGACCCAGACCAAGGUCGUCCCGAGCUUCCGCCAGCCCAAGAGGAGCGGUGUGGCUAAACUGACCUUUGACCUCUACAAGAUGAACCCCAAAGACUUCCUGUGCUGCCUGAGCGUCAGGGCCUCGCUCUACGACAUGUACACGCUGUCCUACGAGCUCAGGUGUAACAGGAUGAAACACCUGCUCAGGUGUGUCCUGCGCUGUCUCACCUGUGUGACUCGUGUGUCCGCUCAGAUGCUUCUUUACGCCUCCUCGUCUUUGCUGCAGUUCACCGGAGACGACGAUGAUGGUGACGACACCUGAAGGCAUCACUGAGCCGCCUGCACAGAACAGUAACAGUGAAAGGAUCCCACGUCUGUGUGAGCUGUUUUAACGUUACGUACAGAUGUGAGUUUGGACUCAGUGGGUUUUAAUGCUAAAUGUGAAUAAAGCCUUAAACCUGCACAUCCUGGAGCUCAUUCAACCCAAAAAA